Molecule: messenger RNA, 1433 nt
Organism: Argentina anserina (silverweed cinquefoil)
Lineage: Eukaryota; Viridiplantae; Streptophyta; Magnoliopsida; Rosales; Rosaceae
Product: SH3 domain-containing protein 3
Exons: 10
Coding region: 134-1183 (349 amino acids)
Molecular function (GO): protein binding
Source: RefSeq, a predicted model, not a curated record
CAAGUGACCAAAACGCUGAAACACUUGAGAGUUUCAGAUCCCCAAAGCUACAAGUUCCAUAGGUUCCCUCACUUUUUGACCAAUCCGGCGUCGUUUUGAAGUCUGCUGAUCUGAAACAGAGGCUGAAAGAAAGAUGGAUGCUUUGAGAAAACAAGCCAGUAAGCUCAGGGAGCAGGUCGCUAAGCAGCAACAUGCUGUGAUAAAGCAAUUUGGUGGGACUGGUUAUGAGAGCUCAGAUGUAAUGGUGAUAGAUGAGGUUGAGAUGCAGAGGCAUCAACAGCUUGAGAAACUGUAUAGGUCUACUCGUGCAGGAAAGGAUUUUCAGAAAGAAAUUGUAAAAGCCGCAGAAGCAUUGACAGCAAUAGGAUAUAAGCAUAUUGAAGCAGGGACCAAGUUGUCUGAGGAUUGUAGCAGAUAUGGUGCUGAAAAUGUCCAUGAUAAAAUUUUAGCUAAAGGUGCAUCUAUAUACGGUGAUGCUCGUAAGCAUGUGGAAAAGGAACAAGAAGACUUGAAUAAGUUGUUAUCUUCACAGGUUUUAGAUCCGUUAAGAGCGAUGAUACUUGGUGCUCCUUUGGAAGAUGCUCGCCACCUUGCACAACGUUAUAGUCGAAUGCGGCAGGAAGCAGAAACACAGGCGGUUGAAGUGUCCAGAAGGCAAGCACGAGUAAGAGAAAUUCCCAACCCAGAAAAUGUUGGAAAGCUGCAUGCGGCAGAAACAAAGAUGAAAGAAAUAAAAGCAAAUAUGGCAAUUCUGGGUAUAGAAGCUUCAGCUGCAUUGGCUGCUGUGGAAGCACAGCAGCAAAGACUAACUUUUCAGAGGCUUGUUGCACUGGUCGAAGGAGAAAAGAAUUAUCAUCUCAGAGUGGCUUCCAUUCUUGGUGAGGUUGAAGCUGAGAUGGUCUCAGAGAAACAGCGUAAAGAGUCUGCUCCGCCUGUGAUUCCCCAAGAGAGCUUCUCGGAGAAAACAAUGUUCUUCUUGGCAGAAGCAACUCAUUCUUUCACUGCUGCAUCGGAGAAGGAACUAAGCUUGUCAGUGGGUGACUAUGUUGUUGUGCGGAAGGUGAGCCCAUCAGGAUGGUCAGAAGGAGAGUGCAAAGGUAAAGGAGGGUGGUUUCCAUCAGCAUAUGUGGAGAAGCGUCAACGGAUUCCAUCCAGUGAUGAUCUUUCUUCGGAAGUUUACUGAUGGCAGCCUUUUGUUGAUGGUUUGUUUUGUUUUCACCAUAUUUGUUUCUAUCUAUAAGUCCGACAAAAUUCACUAGUGUUUCCCUGCAGUGUUGCCUCCAUCACUGUGUAGUAGACAUGAAUGUUCAUAUUGAGGCAUUAUGUAGUACGGAUACUUUUGUUUGUUCAUAGCUUCUGCAGAUGUUAGACAGAUUUUGAGGCAUUGUAAACACAAGUAAUACUAUUGAUAUAAGGUUCUUCAUUCACAUGUA